This is a messenger RNA of Aspergillus fumigatus Af293, 1299 nucleotides long. Lineage: Eukaryota; Fungi; Ascomycota; Eurotiomycetes; Eurotiales; Aspergillaceae. The record is from RefSeq and is a predicted model, not a curated record.
AUGAUGCUGUGGUUGAAAAGAAGGAAUAUGCUGAUGGGACGCCGGCAAAUGACCCGUUUGGAAAUGAAGAAUGCGGAGAGGUCAAAUAUCGUGUCAUGUCGUGGUGUAAUGGUUGCUGAGAAUAUUUCCCUGGGGAUUCUGUCUCUGUCGUCAGCCGUGGCGACGCUGGGAAUCGUCCCAGCGGUAAUUCUGCUGCUCGGAUUGUCCGCAAUCUCAUGGUAUACAGGCUACAUCAUGGGCCAGUUUAAACUCCGCUUUCCCCAGAUCCAUUCCAUGGGGGAUGCCGGCGAGCUGCUGAUGGGCCGCUUCGGACGCGAGCUAUUCGGCAUCGGUCAGCUUUUGUUUCUGAUCUUCCUCAUGGCCAGUCACAUCCUCACCUUCUCCGUGGUCUUCAACACCAUUACCAACCACGGAACCUGUACCAUUGUCUUUGGCGUGGUUGGGUUGGUGGUCAGUUUCAUCGGAGCCUUGCCGCGCACGAUGGGGAAAGUGUACUGGAUGUCUAUGGCGUCCUGCAUCAGUAUUGUGACGGCGACCGUGGUGACUAUGAUUGCGAUUGGAGUGCAAGCCCCAGAUCACGUUCACGUGAAUGUGACCACCAAGGUUUCUUUCCAGGAUGCCUUCCUUGCUGUGACCAACAUCAUCUUCGCCUACAUUGCUCACGUCGCCUUCUUCGGGUUCAUCUCGGAAAUGCAUGACCCCAGGGACUUCCCCAAAUCCCUGACGAUGCUGCAGGUGGUGGACACCAGCUUGUACAUCGUGACUGCGAUGGUCAUCUACCGCUAUGCGGGUCCCGACGUAGCCUCGCCCGCUCUGUCAUCCGCUGGGCCUCUGAUGAAGAAGGUGGCCUACGGUCUGGCGAUUCCCACCGUGGUGAUUGCCGGUGUCGUGUUCGGCCAUGUGGCCUGCAAGUAUAUCUAUGUGCGCAUCUUCCGAGGAUCCGCCCAUAUGCAUCAGAACAGUUUCCUGGCUAUUGGGUCAUGGGUGGCCAUCGCGUUGGGCGUCUGGGUUGUCGCCUGGGUGAUUGCAGAGUCGAUUCCAGUGUUCAACGAGCUGCUGAGUUUGAUUAGCUCCUUGUUUGGAAGUUGGUUCAGCUACGGCUUGCCCGCCAUCUUUUGGCUUGUGAUGAACAAGGGCCGGUGGUUCUCAACCCGCUCCAAGAUCUGUUUGACUAUUGUCAACUUCUUCAUCCUGGCGUUCGCUUGUGCUCUGUGCGGCAUGGGUCUUUACGUCUCGGGUAAAUCGAUUCAUGACAGUUCAUCCAAGGCAAGCUGGACUUGCAAGAACAACGCUACCUAG